Molecule: messenger RNA, 5003 nt
Organism: Crotalus tigris (Tiger rattlesnake)
Lineage: Eukaryota; Metazoa; Chordata; Lepidosauria; Squamata; Viperidae
Gene: GPR153
Product: G protein-coupled receptor 153
Exons: 6
Coding region: 331-2277 (648 amino acids)
Biological process (GO): G protein-coupled receptor signaling pathway
Cellular component (GO): membrane
Molecular function (GO): G protein-coupled receptor activity
Source: RefSeq, a predicted model, not a curated record
CGCGGGGGAGGGCAGCCGAGUCGCAAGCAUGCGCUGGCCCGCCCCGGACCCGCCCAGCCCAGCCCCGGCCAGGCCACCGGGAGUGCAGGCGGCGGCGCCGGAGCCGGCGGGGCGCAGGGACAACCGGAGCCCACCUUUGCGCAAAAACAUGGGCCACCACACGAUGCCUGUCAACUCUGGCUUGUCGGUGCGCAGGUGGGGGGCGCCCCCUCCUCGGACCCACCCCUGAUGGCGUGGCCUCUCCGGUAGGAUGCCUCCCCUGCCCGCCUUCUUCCUGGCUCGCCAUCCUCACCUGGCCUCCCCGGCUGGUCGCCCACCUUGCCAUCCAUCAUGAACCACGAACAGAGCCUGCACAACAACGCGGUGGCCUGGCUGGUGUGCUCUGGCCUGGCGGUGCUGGCCAACGCCUGGGGCAUCCUGAGCAUCAGCGCCAAGCAGAAGAAGUGGAAGCCGCUGGAGUUCCUCCUCUGCACCCUGGCGGGCACCCACAUCCUGAACAUCGCCGUCCCCAUCACCAUGUACUCGGUCAUCCAGCUGCGCCAGCAGCACUCGGACUACGAGUGGAACGAGGGGCUGUGCAAAGUCUUCGUCUCCACCUUCUACACCUUGACGCUGGCCACCUGCUUCUCCGUCACCUCGCUCUCCUACCACCGGAUGUGGAUGGUACGCUGGCCGGUGAACUACAGAUUAAGUAACACCAAGAAGCAGGCAGUCCACACAGUGAUGGGCAUCUGGAUGGUCUCCUUCAUCCUCUCCACGCUGCCCGCCGUGGGUUGGCACGACACCACCGAGAGAUUUUACGCCAGCGACUGCCGCUUCAUCGUCACGGACAUCGGCCUGGGCUUUGGGGUCUGCUUCCUGCUCCUCAUCAGUGGCAGCGUGGCCAUGGGGGUGGUCUGCGUAGCCAUUGCCCUCUUCCAGACCUUCUCCAUCCAAGCGGGUAACAACCUGGAUAAGAACAAGUUCAACGUGCCCACCAUCGUGGUGGAGGAUGCCCAGGGCAAGCGCCGUUCCUCCAUCGACGGGUCGGAGCCCGUCAAGACUUCGUUGCAGAUCACCUACCUGAUCACUGGCAUCGUUUUCCUCUACGACUUCCUGAUGGGAUUCCCCGUCUUGGUGGUGAGUUUUGCCAGCCUGAAGUCGGACGUGGCCUACGACUGGAUGGUGCUUUGUAUCCUCUGGUGCUCCGUGGCCCAGUCCCUUCUCCUCCCGGUGUUCCUGUGGGCCUGCGACCGCUACCGGGCCGAUGUCCGCUCGGUCUGGGAGAAGUGCGUGGCCAUCAUGUCCAAUGACAGUGGGGAAGAGACGAGUUUGGACCGGCCGAUUCCCACAGAUGUAAUGUGCUCGCAACCCUACCCGGACAGCAUCUCCAGGGACGUUCUCACUGUGGACCAGAUCACCAACUCCGAUCUCUCAGCGCUGGAGAGGGGGGUUGCGAAGCCCGUCCCGGAGGACAAAAUGCAGUAUCUCCAGGUUCCUCCGACUCGGCGUUUCUCGCACGACGAAAUUGAGAUUUGGACUACCAGCCAGAUUUCGGCCUACUUUCAGCACUGGGUGGCGGGGGAGGACAUCACUGCGGAACUGGCAAGCCUGCUCCUCCCUCAGCCUCGAUACAAUCGGCGGAGGAGCAGCAUCCUUUCCUACCAAGAAGAACGGCGUCCGCACCGAAAGCGCAGAAAGUCCAUGGAGAGCACAUUAUCCCUCAAGCCGUUCUCGUACGAAGACGUCCACCGGGCGGGAGGGUACAAGUGCUUUAGCAGAGAGAACGUGAUGGAUUUCAUGGAUGAUCCCAGCCCCCUUCCUACCCCAAGGAGACCACCGGUGCGCUCGGCCUCUGUCUCUCUCUUGCCGGAUGCCUUCCCACGCUGUUCGACUGCCGCGGUUCUCCGAGACUUCCCCUUGACCACUUUCGAACGAGAACCCCAAGUUCUGCGGAGCAUCUCAGUCCAGGGACGAGGAAGUUCCCUGAUGGUGCCUGUCCCUCUCCCAGCCCAGGAGGAUACUCAGAUCCUCUUUCCCAAAGGGAGCUUGGACAUGCCUUGCCACGAACAGAUUCACGUGGAACUUUGCGAGAGUCCUGGAACGGAGGAUUGUCCAAUGAUCAGGAGUUGCUCCAAGACGGAAUGUUUCCGGACAGGUCUGAGUCCUUCCUGGAGAGGCCAAGACGAUCUUCGGAAAAAUGGAAGCAAAGGGAGCACAAGCAGUUUCUUGAGUUCGCCUUCGGCCUCCUCCGGAUACGUCACAUUCCACUCAGAUUCAAUCAGCUCGGCCUCGUAAACACCAGAUUAACAGGAAUCACUUUGUACGAGAAUCUUCCAGACGGCCUAGGACAAUUCGCCACAACCAACUCACCAUGGGGCGACCAGUUGAGGCCAAGUUGUUGCAGGACAACUCACUGUGACCAACUCACUUCAAGGGUGUAUUAAUCACUUCGUUCAAUUACUUUUAUUAUCAGUGGCCACGUUUUCGUCUAAAUUAUUCUAACCCUUGUAUUUCUGGAUUGACUUUAUUAUUAUUGGCCACAGUUCCAUCGAAAUUAAGUCAACUUUUGCAUUUGUUGAAUUAUCCUGUGGCAAGUUGGCCAGGGUGAGUUGUCCCAUUCAGUUUCCAGAUUUGUUUCUCACGCGACAGGAUUCCCUCCUGGUUGCGGUCUGGAUUUGGUAACAGGAACUGGACAAAGCACCAAAGAACCAUUAUCUCGUCUCUCAUCCUGGUCAUGAAAAGCAGGAGGGAGACGUUAAGCAGGAUGCUUCCGAGAGCAGCCUUGUAAGAAAAGCACUUCAAAUCCAGACGGGUUAUAUCUCAGCUCGGGGCAAGGGAGGGUCCAUUCUCCUCUCUUCCUUUUUUUAUUUCAAGAACCCACACAGCUAGUCUGACUUUUUGGUGUGGUUCCUUUUUCUAAUCCUCUCACGUCCUCUCAAAGAACUUUUUAGGUAGCUGUUAGUCGUGCAUGUCUUUGGAUACCGACCCUUCUGUCUCGGAGUGCGCACAGCCCUGGGAGAGAGCUGUUGCCAAACAUGGAGGGCCGAUGUUCCCUUUAAAGAACUUGGGGGGAUCAAACGCCCCAAAUUUCUCAGUCCUUGUUCUACAUUCCAAGAGGCCCCACUUUCAAGCAGUGAUGUGGUGGGUGAGACCCGCGUGUAGUCCGUCAUUCCAGAAUAUUGUUGCUUGUACGUCAUCCAUUAUUCCGGAAUAGCGUCACAUGCAUGUGAUCCGUUAUUCCAGAAUGGUCUCGUAUUGUGAAUCGUGUAGCAUGUGUCUGUUAUUCCAGAAUAGUGUCACAUGCAUGUGGUCCAUUAUUCUGGAAUAGUGUCACAUGAAUGUGGUCCAUUAUUCUGGAAUAGUGUCGCAUGCAUGUGUAUUAUUCUGGAAUAAUGUCACGUGAAUGUGGUCCAUUAUUCUGGAACAAGUCACACACAUGUGGUCCAUUAUUCUGGAAUAAUGUUGCAUGCAUGUGGUCCGUUAUUCCAGAAUAGUAUUGCAUGCAUGUGGUCUGUUAUUCUGGAACAGCGUCGAUGUAGGGAUUGAGACAAACUCUGAUUGUUUGCAAACAAGGCUAAGGGUUCCUCUCCUAUCGUAAGACAGCGGGAGAGAAAUUUAAGUCUGAUCCAGGAAACAACCCUUUGGGUUCAUUCCCCAGCCCCCUAAGCAAGACAUCUCAGCAUCCUACCUCCUGUUCAGUGCCAAAGCCUCGCCCCACAUCCUGCACGGAGCCACAGCCCCAUAACCUGAGGCUGCUCUACAAGAUGCAGAAACGGGCGAGGAGGAGAAAGGUUGUACUAAAAAUGGCAGCUUUCCCUUUGGAGCAAUACUACAAACAGUGCAGACCCUGCAGGAGGGGUUGCCUUGACCCAUAACCAGUGGGGUUGCUGCCCUGUAAUGAGGUAGGCGGGAGAAUGCAUGGAUCAUGGCAGAUCCAGCUUUGGGGGGAACUUUUUAGGGGGCUGUUAAGGCUCCUUGCCAAUAGGGGGACACAAAAUUUACUUUUCCUCCUGUGUUGCGGCAGUGUUCUCCCUGGUCUCGCGCCCACCCUGCAUCUUUCUUCUCGAGGGUUCCUGCAUUGGGGCAUGCCGAAAACCCCAUUCCCCCCCCCCCAGAUGUUUAAUAUCUGGUCAGUUCAGCGCAGGCCAAGGGGACGGACUUUUCUGCCCAAAUCCAGGUAGGUAUUUGCAUGUUCUUUGAUUGAAAAUAAAUGGGAUGGGGAGAAAAUUAGCGCCUGGAGAGAAAGGGAGAGAAGAGAGCAACGGUUGCUAAUACUGUACAAGACCUACACCUUUUGAUUUCAUUUUUAUGCUGUCCUGCAUUAAUUUUUGGUCCGAAGAAAAACUGUCCUAAGGAUGAAAGUGAUUCAUUUAGCCACAGUGACAAGAAGGUUUGUAAAAUGGAUCAAAACUCAAUGAGUGUUUCAGCCAUAGAAAUUUUAGACUCAAUUGCGGUCUUAAGUCAAGGACUACCUGCACAGUAUACUGUCUGGUAUAUUAUACAGACAGUACAUUCAUUCUGUACGCUUUGGUAGAAGAAAUAAAGACAGGGUGGCGGGGUCAAAUGAAGAAAUCAUGGGCAGUGGGGGGGGGGGGAAACAAGGAAUAUCUUGGAGAUGCAUGAUAAAAGGGCCCAUCUGCCAAAGCAGGGACACCGCAGUCCAUGUGCUGGUCUUCUACCCCAGUAUUUUUCUAUCUCAGCCACUUUAAGACAAAUGGACUAUAACUUCCAGAAUUCCACACCGCUUAGAAUUAUGGGAGUCGAAGUCCACCCAUCUUAAAGAGGCUGAGAUGGAAAAACAAUGCUUGAAUUCUUCACUCCCCAUUUCAACUGCCAUGCAUUCUUUUGCACACUCGGAAAAAGGGGCUGCAGUGACCCUGUGUGCCCUCUUACUUCCGAACCUCUCUCUGGUUGGGAGCACACAACUUUUCUGGAAAUUUAACCGAGCAAUUCACAACAAGUGCCCUCGUCAACUGUUCAGGGAUAUUUCGCUAUUUUGAACAAGAAGCAAUCUAAUUGUA